Tetrahymena thermophila SB210 is the source of this 1095-nucleotide messenger RNA. Its product is annotated as divergent CRAL/TRIO domain protein. The record is from RefSeq and is a predicted model, not a curated record. Lineage: Eukaryota; Ciliophora; Oligohymenophorea; Hymenostomatida; Tetrahymenidae. The transcript has a single exon.
AUGGCUAAAUAAAUCAGUGAGUUCAAUCUAACUUAAUAGGAAUCUGAUCUUUUAGACUAGCUUAAAUAUAAGGUUAACUAAAACUCAAUCAAAAUAUAAAUUUAAGCAACAUAUCCAGAAAAAAGCGAUGAAAUUUUUUAUAGUGAUGAUAGGCUUGUUAGAUUUUUAUUUGCUAGGGAGAUGAAUAUAGAUAAAGCAGCGUAGAUGUGGUUUGAAUGGGCUAAAUGGUACAUAGAGUAGCGACCUGAAAAAAUAACAUAGGAAGAAAUAUAAGAAGAAAUAGAUGCUAAAAAAGCUUUUUGGUUUAAGCAAGAUAAUAAGAAAAAUCCUUGUCUAAUAGUUAUGAUUAAAAAUCAUAAUCCAGUUUAUGAAAAAAUAGAGUAGGCAAGAAAGUUCUUUUUAUGGACUAUGGAAUAAGGUAUUAAAAUGGCAAAAAAGAAUGGAACUCAUAGACUCACAAUUAUUUGGGAUGGGAAAGGAUUCUAAAGAUCUUAAAUGAAUUCUGCGUUUUUAGAUUUUAUAAAAGUUGUUGCCAAAUCUUUGCAAGAUUAUUAUCCUUGCAGAUUGGCAGCAGUAUAUGUUACAGAUCCUGAUUUUCUCUUUAGAUUAGGAUUUACUCUCCUAAAACCAUUUUUAAGUAAAGUAAUUACCAGCAAAAUUCAUUAAAUACCAAUGAAGGACUUAAAUAAAUAUUUUGAUGCAGAUUGUAUUUUACCUGAGCAUGGAGGAGACGCAAAUACGAUAAGCCCCCUAUCUCCUGAUUAUGUUUAAGCUAGUUAGAGAACAAAUAAUUUAAAUUAGAGUUUUCAAAAUAUUCACCAUCAAUAGAAUAAUUAUCUUCAUGUAGAAAAUUUUUAAAGCCACAAUGGUGUUAAUCACCAUAAUCAUUAAGUGAAUAACAGUUUUAUUACUGAAGAAUUCCAUUCUAUUGCUAAUGAUAGUAAAAUAUUCUUUGAUAAUUAGAGUCUAUCAUAAUUUAAAUUAAAUAAUCACGAAAAUCACAAUCAAUAAAAUCAUUAAUAAGAAAUAUUGAUUGAAGGUUCAACAAAUCAAACUAAGUCACUAUGUUGUAACACUGAUUGCUCUAUUUUCUGA